Funneliformis geosporum is the source of this 169-nucleotide messenger RNA. NCBI's taxonomy places the organism in Eukaryota, Fungi, Glomeromycota, Glomeromycetes, Glomerales, Glomeraceae. The record is from the annotation of a GenBank genome assembly.
AUGAAGGAAGAUAACUAUGUAGUAAAAGCAGGUAUAGAUAUAUCAGAAUCUAUCAUUAUAACACAUAAACUUGACAUCGACUAUUUAAAAGAAGAGAACUAUUACCUCAAAUGCAAUUUACAAGUAAAUGUUGAAAAGCUUAAUGAUGCACUUAAAAGUGUAGAUAUGA